Messenger RNA from Phaedon cochleariae (mustard beetle), 1808 nucleotides. The record is from the annotation of a GenBank genome assembly. Lineage: Eukaryota; Metazoa; Arthropoda; Insecta; Coleoptera; Chrysomelidae.
UAAUAAUUAGGUGCUGCAUCUCUGUCGAACAGGUUAUCUAUCUGCGGAACUAGUUUCGAUUGAGAUUCGGAUUUGGAGAGUGGAGUAGUGAAUAGAAUUAGUUUUGGUGAAGGAUAGUGAAUUUUCGUUCAAAAUGGUGUAUUCUAUUUCGGAUCAUGUUGACAAGGUUACGCAGAAUCAAGAAACCAUGGACUCCAAAUUCCAAAGAGUCAAAACAACAGACACCGACGAGGAAGAGUUCACGCAAAAAGAACAAUGCCGCAUUUGGAAAAACGUGCUCCUGAUUGGUUUCGCCUUCAUGAUCCACUUCACUGCAUUCUGGGGAGCCUCCAAUUUGCAGAGUUCUGUCAAUUCUGAAGCAUCCCUCGGGACUUUCACAUUGGCUGCCAUUUACGGAUCGCUUCUGCUGUCCAAUAUUUUUCUUCCGGUGAUGGUCAUCAAAUGGCUGGGUGCCAAAUGGGCCAUAGCUGCAUCUUUCGUCAUGUACAUGCCCUUCAUAAUCGCCCAGUUUCAUCCGAAAUUCUCCACCAUGAUACCCGCUGGACUCUUAAUCGGCUUAGGAGGUGGGCCUUUGUGGUGUGCCAAAUGCACUUACUUGACAGUGAUAGCGGAAGUCAGCAGCAAAUUAACGAAAACAGAAUCAGAAAUCGUUGUCACAAGAUUUUUUGGGAUAUUCUUCAUGUUUUACUCGUUUUCCCAAGUUUGGGGGAACCUCAUAAGCUCAGCAGUUCUUUCAUCCGGGCUGGAUGAUAUCCUUUCGGAACCAAAUGCAACAGCAUUCAACGCCACUGAGCUUUUUUUGAAUAAUACGAGUGCAGUAGUCAACUCCAUUGCAGACGUUGUUGACAUAUGCGGAGCAGAUUUCUGUCCAGGUAUGGCAACAGCUUCGAGCAAUCCAAAUUUGAAACUUCCUUCAAGUUUCAAAAUCAACCUCAUCUCCGGAAUAUAUCUGGCUUGUAUGAUAGGAGCAUGUCUCAUCGUUGCUGUAGGAGUCGACAAAAUGUCUAGGUAUGGUAAAGGGAGAAGUGGUAGUGGAACUGGUAUAACAGGACUGAAGCUACUAGCGGUUACCCUCAAGCAGUUGGGUGAUUUCAAGCAAUUACUCAUUUUGCCGAUCACAAUGUUCAUUGGAGCUGAACAAGCAUUUAUAGCUGCAGAUUUUACAUCGGCAUUCGUAUCAUGUGGAUGGGGUAUCAAUAACAUAGGUUUCGUCAUGAUCUGCUUCGGAGUAUGCAACGGAAUUGCGUCUAUCUUCUCAGGAAGUAUAGUGAAAAUCACUGGCAGAAAUCCUGUUAUAUGCUUCGCAUUGUCGUUGCAUUUUGCACUGCUCGUCACUCUGCUAGUCUGGAAGCCAAGCGUGGAUAACAAACCGUUGUUCUUCCUGAUAUCUGGUCUUUGGGGGAUAUGCGAUGCACUUUGGCUGGUACAAAUCAAUUCGCUUAGUGGUAUUCUUUUCCCCGGAAAAGAAGAGGCUGCAUACAGCAAUUUCCGGUUGUGGGAAUCCACUGGGUCUGUGAUCACGUAUGCCUGCAGCCCGUAUUUGUGCACAUAUCUGAAACUCUAUCUGUUGAUGGGCCUACUCGUUGUGGGGGUUAUUGGAUACACCGCAGUGGAGUACAUCAAACACAAGAACGAAAGUGACGAAUACGACCCAAUUCGAUCUGGAAAGGCGAAAUUUGAAUUGGCGGGAACAGUGGAUAAGAAAUCUGGUGAAGUUGCCGAAUAAUCUGUGAUAAAUGAUAAUGCAGUUUUAUAAUAUUUUAAGCUAUUCUGUGAAUAAUUUGGAAUUACAUGUUUUUUAUAUUUGA